This is a messenger RNA of Mercenaria mercenaria, 10219 nucleotides long. RefSeq names its product serine-rich adhesin for platelets-like. Gene Ontology annotation, biological process: microtubule bundle formation; microtubule depolymerization. The transcript is spliced from 14 exons. Lineage: Eukaryota; Metazoa; Mollusca; Bivalvia; Venerida; Veneridae. Gene Ontology annotation, cellular component: microtubule plus-end. The record is from RefSeq and is a predicted model, not a curated record. Bases 329 to 6823 code for a protein of 2164 amino acids.
AACAACCGAAUAUGGUCGGUCAUUCAUUACAUUAUAUCGGCCAGGAUUUUAGAGGCUUUUGUGGUUUUUUAAUGUUCGAUAAGAAAAAAUAAACUUUGUGGUUUGGAUAUGAGGUUUUUGAUUUGAUUUCGAUUUUGCUGCAACUGACGGAUUUAUUCUCGUAUUUUAAUUUUUUUGUUGAUAAGUUAAAUUGAUCAUUCACUGAUGUAGAAGUGUUCUGGAAUUAAAGUACAGCACAAAAAGGAGCAUUAUGUGGAAUCUUUUAUUUUUCGAUUUUGGAUUUAGUUAGCAGAUCUGCUUUCUUACACAUCCAGUGUAAAAUUACACAAUGCAAAGAAUGGACAGAUCAGCGCCACCCAUUCAGAGGGUAAAUACGAUAAAUCGACCAGUACCCGCUUCAAGGCAAAUGCAGCGAGCAAGUCCAGUUACCCGGCCCACAAUUUCCUCUAUGCAGAAAUUUGGAACCUCAUCAGCUAGCAAGGAAUUAAAGGACAUCCUUGAAAGGAAGAUUGAGGACUUGAGUCGACAGUUGGCCGAGGAAAGACAGUCAGCACGGCAGAGCAAAAUGGCGGUAGCGCGUCUCCAACGGGAAAUUACACGGUCAAAAUCACACGAGAGGCAUCAUGGGAAGGAGCAGCUCUCCAAAGAGCUUGAGAAUGAGAAAAUGUAUCGUGUAGAAGCUGAGCGGAGACUUCAGGAAAUGACGCGGGAAAGCGAGAAUUGUCAUUCCAGGCUCGAGUGUCUGCAGGGUGAAUUCAAGAAAAUGGAGGGUAUGGUACAUGAAAUGAUUCAGUAUAAAAGCAAGAUUGACCAAUUGAAGCAAGAAAAGUCCAGCCUGUCCACCACUUAUGAGGCAAAUAUAGACAAGUUUAAGAGCCAUAUCACAGGCCUGGAGAGGGAGAAUAUGAUGCUGCUUAAUGAAGUCAAAAAGCUCGAAUCUCAGAUGAGCCAUAAAACAGAUGGAAGGGAUCGUUACAAACUUCUUCUUGAACGGUUACGCAUGGUGGAGGGAGAAAAUUCUUCACUUGUGCUCGAAAACGAACAGCAGAGGGGACAGUAUGAGAAAUGUCUGGAUGAAAUAGCCAAUCAGGUUGUCCAAGCACUGCUGGCACAGAAGAUGUUGCGGGAAGAAUGUUUGAAGCUGCAGGAUCGCGUACAGGACCUCGAACAUCAUAACAGACAACUCUGUACGGCCUUCCAACAACGUAUAAAACUUAUGGCAGAAGGAAACGCUCAGGAUGGCAGUGUGUAUAUAGAAGGCAGUAUGGAGUCCCUACAUAGCAUGUUUAGUGAACAGACUGCUGACAAUUUAGCCGGGAUUCCCCAGAUGAGUUCUCCUCCGUUGUGGCUGAAGGAGCGGUUGCCAGGCGACAGGCAAAGUAUUGUGUCAUUCAGUGGUAGUAUCACAUCAACUCCAGACGUGGAUUUUGACUUGUCACCAGAACCAGGCGAAUUCCGGUGCCGUACGGAAAUACAAACCGAGUUUCCCGCUACACCUUCUAGUCCGAAAUCAAAACAUGUAAGCUUUGUAGAAAGAAAGAGUGAAACUAAACGAAGCUCAUCAACAUCAUCUUUAGUUACGCCAAAAUGUGGACCAAGUCGACAACGAACACGAUCUACCUCUUCCCUCAGUCGUGCACGUGGACUGAGCCUUAUUUCACCUCAGACUGUGUCUAAAUCACAUGAAUCAGGAAUUCAAAAUACAGCGACCAAUGAACAAUCAGGUUUAAAUCAGGGUGUGGCUGUUUCAGCCAAUCAGAAAAGCUCAAAAAAGACUUCGACCAAUCCGAACUGUAUUACAAAAAUCAGAGUGCCUUUAAACCAAUCACAUCCAUCCAUUGCAAAUAAUUCGUCUCAGGGACAAAUGUCUCAGUCAUCUUCAAAAAUUCCAACGUUGCCGAGUGGAAAAACAAAAGAUGACGUGCAAGUGAGAAGAAAUUCGUUGAAAGCAGAAUACAGUAUUAGAAUGGGCUGUCAGUCCCCAGCAGCACGUAACAGUCCAUCGCCAAAUCCAAACUCUAAACCUCCACAACCAAGGACGUCUUCUCAUGGUUCAAGGUCAUCUUCAGUAUCUUCUGGAGGUCAAGGUCAUUCAAGGUCACCCUCAGCGACCUCUGGAAGAUCACAAUCAUCAGGGUCUAAAAUUCCAACUGUUUCGAAAAUCAGUGUACAGUCAACUUCAAAAUCAUCUUCUGCUUCCACAGGAAGUAAACAGAAAACAGGAAAUGAUAAACAGACAACAGGUGCUUUGACAAAAUUAGUCCCGCCUAAAUCUCCCAACUUGAGGUAUUCAGGCAUACGUACAACAUUAAAAACAGAUAAUAAAACUGUUCAAAAAUCUGAAACCUCUGGUGCUAAUAAUAAAACUAAUACAACCGUGUCUCAGUCCAGUACAAGUGCUAAUCUGAAAACAGUUUAUUCAAUAAGUCCAAUUACAUCAUCGAAAAUCAGUGACGCUAAAAAGUCGGAAACGAAAAAGCCCGCAAUUCCUGUGCAUGGAAAUAAACCUGUGAACCAUCGUGCAGAAUCCCAUUUUCCGAUAAUGGGGCUUACCACACUAAACCAAACAAGUCCAAAAAACGAUGAAACCUCUAAUGUUUAUGCAAAUGUAUCCCAAGUGCCAAGUACUUUUUCUUCGGUUUUAACGAGAACUGAACAGGUUCACCAAAAUGGUGACCAAACUGACAGCAAUACUUUAACUCGCGGCCAGUAUUUUUAUGAUUAUAGUGAUGAAGAUAGUGACUUUAGAGAGGCGGAUUUAAAACGGCCAGUUUCUACAGACUUUAGUGCUGCAUCAACAAUUUCAUUAGAUGAACUAUUAGAUCGAACUUUAGAAAAUACAGGCACGCCAGUGGAUAGUGAUUUUAGCUCGGGAUUUUUUUUAUACCCUCCGCAGAAAGUGACUGAAAAUAAACCAGGUGCUAAUAUAUGUGGUGUUUCAAACAGUGAAAAUGUAAAUCAACAUACUAACUUCACAAAAAGUGACAAUUCGGAAAAAUUAUUUAAUUCUCAGAAUAAUGCAGAGUUUACGGAAAAGGAAAUUGAAACUAAAAAUAGACUUAUGGGAAAACCGGAUAUUGUUCAGGAUACAGAAGAGUGUGAACAGCGACUAAUGCAGCAGAGUCUGACAUUAUCUGAAAUCCCUGGAUCAUCGAUGCCAGGAUAUCGUGCUAAACGACCCAAGUCUCUUAUUCUAGGAGCAAAAGAAAAGAAGUUUUUAUAUUGUGAAUAUGGUUCUUCGUCAAGUUCGGAUACUUCCGAUGAAGAGCGGAGGUACAAAGUUUCUUACGCUAAGAAUGUGAAACAACAGGAGAUUCAGUCAAUGGUUGCCAAAAGUGUGAAAGCUGGGGAAGCAAAAGUGAUUGAAUCACCAAAGUCUUCCGGUUCAAAUAAAGAUUCUAAUUUAAAUAAAUCCAAAACUGAUUCUAGUGAUACAAAAAAGACAAAAACGUCUCAGUUACCGAAACCCGGUGUUGUAAAAAAGCCGUCCAGGAUUCCGCCACCAGUGGCGAGUAAGCCAUCGCAUAAAGUUUCUGUAGAUCCUAAAGCAGACGCAAGAAUACCAAGACCUAAAUCUGUUGAAAUUUGUGUGAAUACUGCAGCAUUAUCGUCCAUUAAUUCCAAAACUUGUUAUCCCUUUUUACAUGAUGCAGGGUCUACUGAUUUUUCAAAAUCAGAAUCUGAAACUUGCCUUAUUAAAAAUUAUGACAAAAGUGAAAAUUCUGAAAUGAUGUCCACCACAACCUUUGACGAUGUCAAGGUUGAAAGGUCAGGAAGUAAAGACGAUGGCUAUUCUACAAUGUCCAGUGAUAUUCAACCAGAAAAUCUUGAAAAAUACUCAGACGCAUUUGAAAGUUCGACGAACAGCAAUGAAGCGAGAAAUUCAAAUUUAAGUCUCAGUUCACAAAAUUCAUAUUCAAGUGAAGAUCGUUUAAGUGGCCAUGGUUCUCUAGGUCGAGUAAAAGCUAUGAAAAUGAAAUUUGAAAUUGAGAACCAGAAAUCACCAGAAUCUUCUCCAACAAAAUCUCCACCAGUCUCGCCAAAAAGAUCGUUACUAAAAUCUCCAAAAUCUUUGCCAGACAGACCAACAACUAAACAGUUAGAAAACUCAGCUUCAGAAGCAUCUACCAAUGCAUCUCAGAUGAGUAAAAUUCCAAAACCGAAAGGUACGCAGAUAAGUCAAAUUAAACCAAAGAGUGCAAUACCCUUGCCUAAAACGUCUUCUACAAGUGCCAAAAAAGACCAUGUGAUAACGAAAGUUGAAGUGAAUAUUCAACCUCCGCAGAAAAAAAUUACGAAAGAAACUGUUGAACAAGUAACUGUCCAGUCACACGCAGUUGAAAGUUCUUCAUUUUCGGUUAAAAGUUCACCGAUAGUCACAGUGCCUCAGAAUGCAAUUAAUACUCAAAAAUUCUUAAUUAAUAAAAGUAGCAAUCAGUCAUAUACACAACAAAAUUCCAUGACGAAAAAAGUUGUCGAAGAGUUUAAUCAGCUGACCUACUUCCCACCAGCAUUUGAUAAAAUGGAGAUUUUGGUUGAAGGGUAUGAUAGCAAUAGCUCACUGUCAGAUCGAGGCUCUGAUUUAACAUCACUUCAUAUUUCUGAGGACAAUAUUCUGUCGGACAUCCCUGAAGAGAAGGAUGGUUAUGAAAGCUCUGUAGGAAUACGGAGCGAAAAUACGUCAGUUUCGUCACUUCCUGCAAUAAACGUGAAAAAACAGUCUCAGCAGAUGACACACACGGUCCAUUCCCAUCAUGCAUCUGCAAAAUUUCAGUUCUCAACAACCUUGAAACGUCACUGGUCAUCGUACCAGGGACUUGUUCGAGCUGUUUGGAAUUCUGAUUACGAGAAACAAAAACGAGCGCGGCAGACGGCAGAUUAUGAAGAGUUAUAUGGAGGCUGUCUAAAUAUAGAAACAUUACUGGAAAGGUCUUCCUCUGAGUCAGAUAUGUUUACAAGGGGAGAUAAACCAGAAGUCAUUCUGUUACCACGGUUACCAAGGUCAAAAAGUGCAGACCAUCUGGUUAUUGAUGAAAUGGCUGUUGAAGAGCAACUGCAAGCUAUGCUGAAGCACAGCAUGUUGCAACAGAUAUCUAAGGACGUUGAGAGUGCCGAUAAAGAUGGUGACACGUUCUCAAGUUUCGUAGAGCUGCUGGUACAGAGAGGACACGUUCUCGACUCUCCCUCUCCUCUCAAGGAGGUGAAAAACAUAGGAUUGGAGACACCAACUGCACUCAACAAAAUGACUGUUUCAAACUUCUCCUCAAAGGGGCAAAACUCUAGCCCAAACUCUUUCGUCUCUGAGGAGAGACCUGAAACAGAAUUACCUCCCAUUUGGGAAGAUCAGAAGAAAUUCAACAGUCAGUUUUACAGCCUCUGCAACACAGGAUCGAGCAGAAGUAUUUCUGAAAAGAGCGAGAAUCCAAACAUCGAAAACCUAGGAAAUGGUUCUAAGAACAAUGAAAAUAAAAAUAUAAUUCACACGUGCCAGCAGGGUGAUAAAAAUUGUAAAAAGUGCGAAGAAGAAAGAAAUGUGAACGAAUUCGACAACAUUUCUAGACAGAUCGAAAGUCUUUCAAAAACUGUUAAUCAGUUGCAUAGAAGUUUAUCUAGUCUGAACAGUGAGAAUUCUGACAGUGGGUCAGAAUCAAAUGAAGGUGAUGUUGGUUUAUCUAGUGCAAUCGGAAAUAAGGACAUAGACGGUUACCAGUGGGUAGAGGAUGAAUUUUUUCUGUCACCAUACGGAGGUGAAAUAAUACUGGGCAGUUCGCCUUUUUCUAAAACUGGAGCAUCCUGUGAUUGGAUUAAUGAUUAUUCUGAAAAUGUUGAACAAAUAGAGGAAAUUGGUGGGGAAGAAGCUCUGCUAGAUGAACCCGAUAUAGAUAUACAACUCAGUUUCGAUAAGAACUCGGCCAAAAAUAAAAGGAAUUCUAUGCAAAAGUCGAUUAUUGCAGAUUCACUUGACGAGGAAGGAAAUUUUGACAGCCAUCAUUUUAUAUCGCAGCGUCUGCAGCAAGAAGAGGAACGACGAAAAGGGAGAACGCAGGACAGUACGAAUUCGGGUAUGAAUAUUACAAUGCCUGAGUUGAUGAAACUGGAGUCAACCAUGAAUGAAGUACUAAGGUCAAGGCCACUACUGAAGGAAGAUUUGAGGAUGACGCCCGAAAAAGACACUGAUGAUACAGAAAAGCAUUAUGACAAGAAGCAGACGGACAUGUUUGAGAAGAUGAUGUUAUACGGAGGCAGCCAGGAUAGUCUAGAUGACAACAUUGGCGUGGAUAAUGUCAUGUGUCACAGAUUGCUCGGUGGCAAAGGUCAAAAUGUUGUGAAUAAAACAAAUCAAACUGUAAGACCUCCCCUGGAGUUUAGCAACAGUCAGUUUGUUAGGUAUGAUGACCCUGAAAUCCAGGCAAUGGCUGCCUUUGACUUUCUGAAUGAGAUGACAUCAUCACACACUUCUGACCAAUCAAAUGAGCAGAAACCAUCACAUGAUCAACUCUUCAGAAGGGAGGAGAGAAGAUAUGUUUCCUAUGGUUACCAGAAUCAAAUGAACCAAUCAACAACCUCAAAUGAAUCUAGAAUCUCCCCAGUGAAGAGGCCAAGAAGAAAAUUACGCCAAAGGGUCAGAAAAGAUCCCAAAGUUGACAAUUAUAAUCACGGUUACAUAAAAACACGUAAAUUUUCGUCCACGUCUGCAGAUGAAUCUAAUGAUGAAGAUAUUUCACUGAGUGACAGCUUUUGUGACAGUUGCUCAUCUGAUGAAGGUGUAAACGAUAAUGGAAAGCAACUUCAAAGGCCGAGUAAAAAAAUGACCUAUUUAUAAUACAGUCCUUCCUUUUGAUGUAAAAUUACUCCAUUUUAUAAAUCUGUCUAUUGAAAAUAAAAGAGUUGUAUCAUUGUACAGUAUGCAGACUAAAGUCCAAAGCUUGAUAUAAAAAAAUAUGUGAAAUAAAAUCUGACAAUUUGAAAAGUGAAAGUUUAUGAAAAAAAAAGAAUCUUAUCUAGGCCAUUUUAUGAAAUGAAUGUGGAGCUGAAUCUGACAUUUUGAAAGGUGAUGGUUGUGAAAAAGAAUAGAAAUUAAUCAAGGCCAUUUUUUGAACAAUGAAUUUGAGGGAGUCAGUUUAAAAUACCUGCAGGAAUAUGUUUGAAAGUAGGGCAGGAAUUGUCUGUAUAUUUUUGUUACAGUUUGAGUUAGUGAUUUUGUUAACUUAUUUAUUUGAUUUAUUUAUUUGUCUACACAUAAAUUUUACAGAAAAUUCUGAUCUUUCCCAAAAGGGAAAAGUGUUAUGAGCAGUAAUAAGACGUAAGCUUUAUACUGUUGAGUAAUUCAUGUUGUAUAAAAGUAGUCCCAUACUUAUGGUCAUCACUUCUAUAUUUCAGACAUAUACUGCUUAAUUUCUAUAAUGAACUUAUCCAUCUUACAAUUUGGACAGUAUCAUUAACUAUUAAAAGGGGUGUUUUCCAAAAAGAAACUGACAGAAUAGCGAACAGUGCAGAUCUUGAUCAGACUGCAUAGAUACACAGGCUGAUCAAGAUCUAUACUGAUCGCAAAUUACCAGCAUGCUAAGAGUAAAGAUUUCAUAUACAUUUUGUAUAUAUACAUAUUUUUGGCUUAAAUGAUGUAAACAUAUACAUGUAUUUUAUAGCAAUCUAUGCAAAUAAAAUGUACACAUACAUUACAUUACAACUAACAUAAUAAUCAGGGGAUAGCAUACAUUGCUUUUAGAGUUACAUGACAUUAUGAAAAAUAACGCUUUUUGUAACAUUUUUUGUAACAUUUUAUACAUUUUUGGUAUAAAUGACAUUUUAAUAAAUUUUUAUCCUCUUUCAUAACAGUGUAUAUUCUCAUUCCAAAAAUGCCAAGAAAAAUGCUCUUUAUCUUUAAAGGGACUAACCCGCACAUUUUAGGUGAAAAAUAAUUUCUGUCAAAUAUCCAUUAAAAGUGAGAACUCUGAAAGUGACUAGUGGUACAAACUUACUGACAUAAGAUUUUUGUAUGAUAUUCUUAUAAAUAACCUAAAAUAUUGCGCAGACGGUAGUAAACCGUUGCAAUGAUGUUGUAAAAAUGCAGAAAAUUUACAUUCUUUUGGCAUUUUUACCAAUAUCUAACUUUUAUUUCACUCACUUUAUCAUUUUUUAGUGUCAUAUAUACUUUCUAUGCCAAAUUUGGUGGAAAUGAAUAUGUUGAGAAAUUUCACCGAAACUGUGGGCAAGUAGCUUUAAAGAUAAUUAUUUCUAGUAAAUGUGUAUAUACAUGUAUGAUAUUUCCAAAGGGAUCUUGGUUUCAAGUAUUGGUGGAAAAACUGUUUAAUUUUAACUAGGCCUUCUUCCUUUGAUUAGUUUUUUGUCAUUUGAGCUGCACCCUGAGAAAACCAACAUAUAGUGCCUUUGCGACCAACAUUGAUCCAGACCAGCCUGCGCAUCCGCACAGUCUGGUCAGAAUCCAUGAUGUUCGCUAACAGUUUAUCUAAUUGCAAUAGGCUUUGAAAGGGAACAGCAUGGAUCCUGACCAGACUGCAUGGAUGCGCAGGCUGGUCUUGAUCCAUGCUGGUUGCAAACGCACUAUGUUGGUUUUCUCAUGGCGUGGCUCAUUUAUAGAUAAAAUGAUGAUAUCAUAAUGUAGAUUAUUCAUUUAUUACUGCUGGUACAAUUUAACCUUUCACAAUACAUGACUUCCAGUGUCAAUUGAUCAUUUUAUGUAACAGGGUAAUUUUAUAAUUCAUUGAAUCAGCAAUUUUGUUUUAUAAACAAUGAACACAUCUGUAUGUUGAAUCACGUAAUAUGCCAGUUUUAUAAUCAUUUUUAAUACCUCAUUUUAAUGUGCCAUUUGUUAACAUUUAUUAAGAUAUCGUAAAGGUUAGAAAAGUGCAUAAAGCAAUAAAAGGUACCGACUGUGUAACCGGUAUUAAAAUGUAGAUUUCGGAACCAAAGACAAAAUCCCUUAUGACAAAAUCUCACCUGCUCAGUUGAAUUUGCGCUAAUAGAGACAGCUGUGGUAGGGAUGGGGUGGAGGUACCUUUAAAAAAAAAUUGCAAAGGCCAUUUUGUCUAAAAUAGGUUUUUGUAUAUUAAUUUCAUUUUAACAAGGAUACAUAAAUAAUUAAUUUUAUGUAAAUGUGCAUUAUUUUUAUGAAAAAAAUAUCAUUUUUACUUGCGACUUUUUAUACUUUUUAACACCUUUUAAAUUAAAACUUUAACACGAGAGUAUCAGGAAAUUGCAUAAGCAGAGUGUCACGGAAUGAACUUGGUCAAGUUAGGGGAGAAUAUGUCAGGCAGCUGGUUAGCUCGGUUGGAAGAGCACUGGCCCUGUAAGCGAGAGGUCCUAGGUUUGGGCCCUAGACUGACAGCACAUUUUUAUCACCCUGUAACAAGAGACAGUUAUAGUUGAACUUGCCCAAGCAGACACCUGUAUUAAGCAACGAGGUAACUAAUGUCCCAAAUGGACAUUCUGUUCUAAUUUCAGUUUUGUCUUGAGCAGUGACUUACUGGUACCUUCAGCAACCAGAUACUGUAAAAGCACUAUUUUUGCUGGGUCAGAGUUUUGCACAUUUGAUAUUUUGAGUAUGGCUACAAGGUUUAAUAUUCGUGAAAUUGUAAAAAUGGUAUCAUACUUGAUUUUUUUGGGGGGGUUUACGGCGCACCAACACAUUAUAGAUUAUAUGGCGCCAAACAGGACUACAAAUUUUAGUUCCACAUCUCAUUUACAUCAAAAUAAAAACAUGACUUGAAUUCGAAUUAUUCUAAUGGUGAAUAUUUAUGGGAUGAUUAAUUUUCGCGAGAUGUAAAAAUUAGGCCUCGCUAAUAUAGCGAAAAUUAAACCAAGGUGAAUAUUUCCUCCUUUUACAGUAGUCUGGCUGCCUGGCCUGGUGGCUUAAAACCGGCUUGUCAGUAAAGACAAUAAAGUUAAUUUUUAGAUCUUUUAUACUUUUUGUCUACAGUUUUAUACUACGUUAUUUUAAAAGACAAAGGGUAAGCAUGUUUUAUCGUGUUGAAGAUUUAAAUGUAAACAGGAAUUCUAUUCUGGUUUGAUAUUAAUUAGAAUUACAUGUGUAAUGAACAGAAUAUUAUCUGUAACUUUAUAUACAUGUGUAAUGUAAAGUCCUUGAUGUAGGAAAAGUGGAAAUAAUUUUGCACUUUAUAAAUUGUGAUAUGAAAUAAUGUAGAUUGAAUAGUAUUUAUUACUCAUGUCCUCAUGUAUUAUAAUAAAAUGAACAAAAUUA